This is a messenger RNA of Prunus mume (Japanese apricot), 1380 nucleotides long. The record is from RefSeq and is a predicted model, not a curated record. NCBI's taxonomy places the organism in Eukaryota, Viridiplantae, Streptophyta, Magnoliopsida, Rosales, Rosaceae.
GCAGACCUUUUGGCUACUGAGUUCACUACAUUGAUGAAGCGUGAGGGAUACUACCUAUCUAGUGAUCACGUAGAGCCUACACCUCUCAAGGCUGAUGAUGCCUUGAGCAAUCAGCGUAGUGCUAGUAUUAGAAUUGGCACUCCAUCCACUGGAACAAUCGAGCUACCUUCUUCAACUCUAACCCCAGGGAUAUCACCUUCAAGACUCAGUGCCGUAUCCAUGCAACUCCCAUCACAGAAUAUUUUCUCUGGGGGCCAAUCACUCCAUUCUGAAAACAUAUGGGCAGCUCUCGCAAAUAGUUGUGUAUCCAAACUACCACACACCAUUGCCGCACAAACCAAUUGCAUGAUGCCGCAAGUCCAGGAGCUUUUGAAUAGGCGUGCCUAUCUAGUGUAUCAGAUGCGACAAAGAAAACUACAACAAAAUGAAAUCAGACAGAGCAGAUUGGAACUUGGAGGAUCAGGUGCAAGUGUAGGUGGUGGUAUGACUGAGCAGGCUGGCAGAGCCCAGGGGUUUGGAAAUGCUGGUCUUGGUUCAUUUGGUAAUGUCACAGGCAUGAGGUCCUCCACUUCCCCUAGGGCAUUGGGAGGAUGGAUGCCCCGGGCUGGAAAUGUAGGCCAGUUUAACAAUCUUGGUUGUGGAACAUCUGGUUUAAAUGACAGCAAGCCGCUUCCCGGUCUGAUGUCUGAUCGUUCAACGGGGCUUUCAAGUAAGUUGAGGGCAGCAGAAGGCCAAGGGAUGAAAGCCUUGAUGAGUGGGGCUCCAGUUCAAAAAAAGGCAGGUCAUGGGGUUCCAAUGGACGUAUCAAAUAUUCCAAACCUGGCUAGUAAAUUAAGCAAGGAGCAGCAGCUACAACCACAGGUGCAUCAGCCAAUCCAGCAACCACAAAAAGAUAUGGUGCAGCCAUUACUCCAGCAUUUAAGUUCACCUCAGAGUCAGGUUAGCCUUCGUCAGCAAUUUGACCAACAGUCUCAGGUGAGCCAGCAACUGAGCCCAGCGCCAGCACCACAUCAGGUGAAUGGAGAUGUGGGUCAUGGAAGUCCAGAGAGGAGCUCUCAGACUCAUGGGUCUGUGGGAAGUAUCAAAACUGAAGCUCCAUGAGUGUUGUUUUUCUAGCUAGGAAGGGUAGUGUGGUGGUAGUUCAGUCAUGAGUCUUUUUCUUUUGCUCAGUAGUUCAGUCAUGAGUCAACACAGAAGGUAAGAUUCAGGGAGAACAAGGCGGUGUACAUAGGGCGGGCUUGUGCAAUCAUGUAAUCACCAACAUAGGAGGUAUACCAUUUUGUCGUCGUUUUUGUUUCCCUUUUUACCUUUUAGGAGAAAGAAAUGGGAAGAAAAAGAAAAGUCAGCCUCAUGUUCCAGUCUUCACUGUUUUCUUAUAUA